Molecule: messenger RNA, 1821 nt
Organism: Maniola jurtina (meadow brown)
Lineage: Eukaryota; Metazoa; Arthropoda; Insecta; Lepidoptera; Nymphalidae
Product: putative transporter svop-1
Exons: 13
Coding region: 164-1681 (505 amino acids)
Biological process (GO): transmembrane transport
Molecular function (GO): transmembrane transporter activity
Source: RefSeq, a predicted model, not a curated record
CUCAGAAUAGGUCGUACGUUGUUUUAAAACGUAUUUCUUAAAAUAACUGAAUGGAAAGUUUUGUCGAUUUGACAACUUUUUUUAUGUGAAACAGAAGAGUUUAUCAAACAAGUUAAUCUUAUAUCAUUUAAAAGACGAAUUUGAUAAAAUUGUGUAUUUCAAAAUGAUGGCCAAAACUUCGGUAAACUUUGAGGAAGCUUUGAAUAUGACUGGUUUCGGCAAGUUCAACAUCCUGGCCUUACUGGUGACACUCAGUCUGAUCAUGGGGAUGACGUUUGAGACCGUGUCCGUGGCUUAUCUGGUGCCCGCGAGUGCUUGUGACUUCGACACCACAGUUGCACAGCAGGGACUCAUGGCUGGGAUGCCACUUUUAGGUAUAAUAGCGUCGUCCUACUUCCAAGGCUACAUGGCCGACAUCCGCGGACGGAGGCGGGUCCUUGGGUGGAGUAUGUGGGUAGCCUUUGUGUGUGGCGGUGCAGCAGCAUUGUUUCCUAACUGGAUUGUAUUCUGCGUUUUGAAGUUUAUGUCUGCUGGCGCUUUAGCUGGCACAAUACCGUUGUCACUGGCAUGGCUGAGCGAAUGUACGCCGCAGCACAAAAGAUCCAUCCUGGUGUCUCUGACUACUUCCAUCUAUCUUGUAACCACAGGAUGUAUGGCUGUUUUAGCAAUUCCGGUCCUACAGCUGAAAUUCUCUUACUACAUCCCAUACUUCAACAUCUACUUCACUUCAUGGCGGCUCUUGAACCUGGUGUUUGCCUCAACCUGCGCAGUGGGAGCGAUAUGCAUGUUCAGUUCGUACGAGAGCCCGAGGUACUAUCUAUGCAUGGGCAAAGAAGAAAAGGCUUUAGUGGUUUUGAGAGGAAUUUUCGCGACCAAUUCGGGGAAGAAGGCAGAGGAUUAUGAAGUGACAUCGGUGGUUUUAGGAGAAGACACCGGAGCGCCCAACAAGGGGAUGUUUUCUUCGAUGGUCGCACAAACGGUGCCACUAUUGAGACCUCCUCUGUUGAAGAAUACUAUUCUCUUGUCGGCGUUAUUUAUUAUAGCUUAUACUGGGAUAAGUCCAUUCAUAUUGUGGCUCCCAUUCAUCGCAGACUCUGUAAUGAAGGCACAGGAAAGAGGUGAAGCCAUGUCUUUCUGCCAAAUGUUGCAGUCGACGCAAAACUCAACUUUGACCGAGACCAGUGAUUGCAGCCUCAACACGUUCGCGUUGGUCACUGUGUUCGUGACCAGCAUGGCGCUUGGAGUCAUCAACAUCAUACUCAGCACAGUCAUCAACUAUGUUGGACGGAAACGCAUGGUUAUUGCUGUACAGAUAGUUGCCGGUAUAGCAGGGAUGUGCGUCAACGCCACAAACUCCUGGAUAAUUGGCACGGUCUGUUUGAUGGUGUACCUGUCUGGCACCGUCAACUUCGGCUUUAUGACCACCUUCAGCGUUGAUGUCUUCCCCACUUACGUCAAGGCUAUGGCAGUUUGUUUAACCCUGAUGGUUGGUCGAGUCAGUUCAGUUAUGGGCAUCAACAUCCUCAAGUACCUGCUGGUAACUGACUGUCAACUCGCCUUUUAUUGUUUUGCUGGACUCACACUUGUUGGUGGCUUCAUCGCAUUACUUUUACCAAGUGACGUCAAGAAGACUUGUAAAAAGGAGAAUGGGUCCUACCAAGGCACUAACUUUGUAAGAUAAAUAACUAGGAAUGAGCUUAGCUUAGUAUUCAGUAGUUCUGUGAUGUGGAACGACCUUCCAGAGUGUCCGUGUUUCCUGAAUCCAUGAUUAAUCUGAAUUUCAAUUAGAGGCGGGUCCCUUGUAUAUUAUAUUGCAAUUAG